GUCAACCAUUACGGAAAAUCCUGAAAACUCAAUUCAUUUGUUCUUAAGAAAUUGUGGACUAAAAAUGUAUGUUUUUGAAAACUCGAAAACCAAACUCUCCUAUUAUCUCAAAAUCUAUCCAUAGUAGAGUCUAUCAUCUAUGAGCUCGUAUGAGUGAUAUAAUCUAUCUAUAGACUCAUCUAAAUUUUGAUGUUUCGGGAGAUUCAUUCACAUUAUAAUAAAUUUGUUAAUAUUUGACCCAAACAUCAUAUUUGCAACUUGCAAUUGCACACAAAGUUAUUUGUAAAAAAAUUAACCCAAUGUCUUUUUCCUGUUUUGUUGGUUAGAGACUCAACACUCAACCACCAAAGUUGACAACCAGCUUCCCCUUCCAAUGGUUAUAUCAUAAUAUGACUGUCUUAUAUGUACAUAUACAUACUGUUUUCCACUCUAAUUUCUUCCAUAAUUAUCUUUCCUUCUGCCUCACCCAUGAAACCCAAAAACAUCUUCCCCUUUUCAUAUCUUCUUUUUCUUCUUCUUCUUUCAUUUACUUGUUUCUCUCCAACGUUUUGCUUAGCCAAUGAUACCAUCACAUCAGAAAUUUUUAUCAAAGACCCUGCUUCUUUAAUUUCUAGUUCCAGUUCCUUUCAAUUGGGCUUCUUCACACCUCCGAACUCUACCACCCGAUAUGUCGGAAUUUGGUACAUCAACAUUCCUUCACACACAAUAGUAUGGGUGGCCAACAGAGAGAAUCCCCUCAAAGAUGCUUCUGGAAUUUUCACAAUUUCUAUGGAUGGAAAUCUUGUCGUCUUAGAUGGAGACCACACCGUCCUCUGGUCUUCUAAUGUUUCCGCUUCUUCCAAAACCAACACAAGCGCUCGGAUUUUAGAUUCAGGUAACCUUGUUUUGGAAGAUAAUGCUUCUGGGAACAUUUUAUGGGAGAGUUUCAAACACCCUUCUGAUAAAUUCUUGCCUACCAUGAAAUUCAUCACUAACACAAGAACAAAAGAGAUGAUCAAGCUUACCUCAUGGAACACCUCUUCUAAUCCAUCCACAGGAAAUUUUUCUGUAGCACUAGAAGUUGUCAGUAUUCCUGAAGCUGUGAUUUGGAAUAAUAAUGACAACGUUCAUUGGCGAUCGGGUCCAUGGAACGGUCAGUCGUUUAUCGGAAUACCUGAAAUGGACUCUGUUUAUCUCUCUGGGUUUAACCUUGUAAUCCAAAACCAAGAAUACACUUUCUCUGUUCCUCAAAAUUACAGUGUUGAAGAAUUUGGUUUUUUGUUUUUGACCUCGCAAGGGAAUUUUGUACAAUUGUAUUGGAAUCCUCAAGAGAGAGAUUGGAACUUUAAUUGGAUUGCUAUAAAGACAGAGUGUGAUUACUAUGGUACUUGUGGGGCGUUUGGGAUUUGUGAUCCAAAAGCUUCUCCUAUUUGCAGCUGUUUAAAAGGGUUUAAGCCAAAGAACGAAAACGAAUGGAAUCAAGGAAAUUGGGGUGCUGGGUGUGUGAGAAGGACGCCAUUCAAAUGCAUUAAUAACAGUGCUGAAGGAGAUGGGUUUCUAACAGUUGAAAGGGUUAAAUUGCCAUAUUUUGUACAGUGGUCUGAUUUGGGGUUUACUGAAGAUGAUUGCAAACAAGAGUGCUUGAACAAUUGUUCCUGUAAUGCUUAUGCAUAUGAAAAUGGCAUUCGCUGUAUGCUAUGGAGUAAAAGUGAUUUAAUUGAUAUACAAAAGUUUGAGAGCGGUGGAGCUACUCUUUACAUACGACUGCCAUAUGCAGAAUUAGAUAAUACAAAUAAUGGAAAAGAUAAGAAGUGGAUUAGUGUAGCGAUUGCGGUACCAGUGACAUUUGUCAUCUUGAUCAUCAUCGUCAUAUCGUUUUGGUGGAAAUAUACGACUCGCAGAAAGAAAUUAAAAACCACAUCUGACGACGAAGGAAAAGGAAUUUUGGAUCUGCCAAAGGAAGAUGAUAUGAAUAAUAUGAUUGAGGAUGAUAUCAAACAUGAAGACCUACCUUCUUAUGGUUAUGAGGAGCUAGCAAUUGCAACCAACAAUUUUGAUACGAAUAACAAACUUGGGAAAGGUGGAUUUGGUUCAGUGUACAAGGGAAAAUUGUCAAAUGGACAAGAAAUAGCAGUGAAGAAGCUUGAAGGAACCUCCCGCCAAGGGUAUGAAGAAUUUAAAAAUGAAGUGAGACUGAUUUCUAAACUACAACAUAGGAAUCUUGUGCGUUUGUUUGGGUAUUGCAUCGAAAGAGAAGAGCAAAUGCUAAUAUAUGAGUACAUGCCCAAUCUAAGUUUGAAUGCUUUAAUCUUUGGCUCUUCCAAACGUGAAGUACUUUUGAAUUGGAGACAGAGAUUUAACAUUAUUGAUGGAAUUGCUCGAGGCCUUCUUUAUCUUCAUAGAGAUUCAAGAGUAAAAAUCAUUCAUAGAGAUCUUAAAGCAAGUAAUAUUUUGUUAGACCAAGAUUUUAACCCUAAAAUUUCAGACUUUGGCUUGGCAAGAAUUUUGUUUGACAAUGAAAUCCAAGCCAACACUCAAAGAUUCGCUGGAACUUUUGGAUAUGUGUCUCCUGAAUAUGCAAUGGACGGUCUGUUUUCAGAGAAGUCGGAUGUCUACAGUUUUGGAGUUUUAUUGCUUGAAAUUAUCAGUGGGAGAAAAAAUACAGGAUUCCAACCCCAUGAACAAGCCUUAAGCUUAUUAGAACUUGCAUGGACGUUGUGGAUGGAGGACAAUCUUAUUCCUUUAAUUGAAGAAGCAAUAUAUGAAUCGUGCUACCAACAGGAGAUGUUUAGAUGCAUUCAAGUGGGGCUGUUAUGCGUUCAAAAAUAUGUAAAUGAUAGGCCAAAUAUCUCAACUAUUAUUUCAAUGCUCAAUAGUGAAAGCUUAGAUCUACCUUCUCCAAAGGAACUUGGCUUUAUUGGUAAUAGUAGACCAUGUGAAAGUAACAGUACAGAAUCAUCGUCUCAACGAAAUUUAAAUAAAGAUUCUGUAAAUAAUGUUACACUCACCACAAUUGUAGGUCGAUAGUCUAUUGAUUAAGUAAAAAAAACUCAUUUGUUUUAUGUAUUAUCUAAGUUAAUGCAACUUUUUUUUCCUGCUUAA
Molecule: messenger RNA, 3081 nt
Organism: Cucumis sativus (cucumber)
Lineage: Eukaryota; Viridiplantae; Streptophyta; Magnoliopsida; Cucurbitales; Cucurbitaceae
Product: G-type lectin S-receptor-like serine/threonine-protein kinase At1g11330
Exons: 6
Coding region: 403-3006 (867 amino acids)
Biological process (GO): recognition of pollen; protein phosphorylation
Molecular function (GO): protein serine/threonine kinase activity; ATP binding
Source: RefSeq, a predicted model, not a curated record